Rhizopus microsporus ATCC 52813 is the source of this 1448-nucleotide messenger RNA. RefSeq lists its product as uncharacterized. The annotation marks the transcript as partial. Lineage: Eukaryota; Fungi; Mucoromycota; Mucoromycetes; Mucorales; Rhizopodaceae. The record is from RefSeq and is a predicted model, not a curated record. The transcript has a single exon.
CUUUCCUUUCUUUCUUUCUUUCUUAUUUGCAAAUGAAGCCAGAUACCAUUGACAUACCCACACAAAAACCAGAUGCCAUAGAUGAGCCAGUGAUUUAUGAUAAACCAAAUACCUAUGAUGACAAUGACAAUACCAACAACGAUAACAAUAACAAUCAGUCAUUGCCACAAGAAGUACUCGAUGAUCUCAUUAUUCGAUCUGAUUUUGUAGACGGUAAAAGACCUGAUAUACAAUUGGACGAUGAUGAACCACAUAAGCGACCCUCCAUCACUUCUAGCUUGCUUUCUCAUGUACCCUUACCCACUUCUAGUCUAACAGCCACCACAAGUUCGACCAGUCUGUCUCCACCUCAUGUACCCACGGCAAGUCAAAGUGCAUCGAGUAUAAGUAGUGUUGGGAGCGACAAAAGCACAGCAAGCACACGGAUGGCGCUAAUGCAGAUUUUGAAAAAGAAACCUAUGGAAGAUUUGAUAAAAUACGAUUUACGCAAAGUAUCCCUGACCCGACCUGAAGAACAAGAUGUAUAUUUUCAUGGUACCAAGGUGCGGGCUUACAGAAAGGUUCAGCCUCACUCUUAUUCAUGGGGCUUUCAAAACAUACUUUAUCGUGUGCUUGAAGACAGUGAGAAUGUCAAGGUAGCGGAAGCACGGAGAAGGGCGUUCAAAAAGGAAAUUACAAUUGAGUGGGGGGAUUUCCCGAUCUAUGCUAUAGAUGAAGAACCACCUACGCCAGAUAGCAGUAACAGCGAAGAUGGAGCGACACGAUCAAGACAACUUCAUAAUAUCACCAAAUCACACUUAUUAUUUACGUAUGAGACUGAAUUUGAAGGACAUCAGAUUAGAUGGAAGAGGGCUAGUUUGUUAUCACAUGACAUGGUCUGUGAAGUGAAGCAUGGAGAUAAAUGGCGUGUUAUUGCUGAAUUUGACAGUCAUCGCAUGGGAUACUUUAUUCAUUUGGGUGAAUUGAUUAUUGAUAGAAAUGCGCUUCAAAUAAUAGAAAAACCUCAUCAUUUCGAGGCACAUAUUAUUGUCAUCUGUUGUACCUUGAUUGAUCUCAUGCGAGAGGUGGUUGAACAAGCUGUUGGUAUAAGCAAAGGUGGAAUUGUGAAUAGUGAUAAAUAAUAAAAAAUCAUGUCAUAAAAGUACUAGAUUAUAUAGACAAGGUUGUACAUAUCUUUAUUACACACAUGCAUCGAUUUAUUUUCUAUUUUAAACCCUUUUUUUUCUUGUUUUUUUCAUUUAUUACUUUUUAAAUAUGGGCUGCUGUGCUUCAGUUGAACAGGGACAAGGUGCCAGAGUACGAAAUGAUCAAAUAGAACAACAGUUAAGAAUGGAAAAGUUGAAUGAAAAAAAUGAAGUGAAGCUAUUACUCCUUGGUGAGUACACAGAUAAAUUGAUUAGAAUUAUUUAUUUUAAUACUUUUUAAAGGUGCUGGUGAAUCAGGAAAAU